CAUUUGAAAAAUUCACUAUGAAGCGGUAUUAAUCAGACCCUGUUACACCCUCAAACCACACACUGUCAAAAUGGGUAAGGGUAACUUGAAGUUCGGCGGUAAGUCUGGUGUCUUGCCCCCAACACGCAUUAUUUUCAAGCAGCCAUACAAGCAGGCGCAAAUUCCGGCUAGAGUUGCGGAAGAGGGCUACGCCGAUGACAGAUUCGUGCCUAAGCACACCUCUGCGUGGCCUAAGGAGAAGAAAAUCGUCAGUGUGGAUGAAAAAAUCCAGAAGUAUGCCCCAGCUAACGGUGCUGCCAAGGCGGCAAAGUUGGCCAAUCUCCAUUCUUUGCCAGAGCACGAGCAGUGGAAGUUGAAGAACACCGAGGUCAGAAAGGAGUACUAUAGACAUGCCGUGAAGGAGGAAUUCUCCAAGUUGGAGAGAGAGGAGAAGAUUGCCGCGCACAAGCAGAAGCGCGUGGAACAGCUCAAGCUCAAUAAGGAAAACUCCGAAGACUCCCCAGCCGCGCUCUUGACCCUCCCGACCAUCGACAACAUCUUGAACCAACCAUUGAUGAGACAGCGUACCGCUGCGGAAAAUGCCACGUUGAAAGCCAAAAGAGAGGCCAACAGAUUGCAUCACAACCUCCAAACCGCGGAAUACCGCGCGCAGAAAUUGUUAAGGUUGUACAACUCCAGUGACAGCUUCAUCGUAACCGCCGAGGAUUUGGACCUUGCGAUCAAUAAGGCGUUCGAAGAAGACGCUAACUUAGUCUCCAACUUGACUCACUCUAUUAACUCCAGAUUGAAUGCACUCAACCCGCCGAUAUCGAUGACGCCUUGUCGGGCCAUAUGAAUUCGAUUAGACAACAGGCCUUCGAAGCUGUGAAUAAGCAAAGAGAGGCUGAGAAGCCGUUGUACUGAGUGGUUCUGCCUCAGUGUAACUAGCGGGGUAGUGUGUAUAAAAGACAGGUAAUGAGUGUAUAUAGUUUUCUCUAUCGUGGACGAGUGUAGAAAGGUAAUUGUACGUUCUAACUGAUUUAUUAAAGUUUCAACGUAUUAGGAUCACUUGACGUCCAGACGGCAGCUAUAUCAUCUCCAUUUAGAUAAUCACGAGUGAUCGACCGGCUUAACUUUUGGAGCAAUAUUCAAACGACGUGAUGAUUAUCGU
Babjeviella inositovora NRRL Y-12698 is the source of this 1150-nucleotide messenger RNA. Its product is annotated as mitochondrial 37S ribosomal protein PET123. The transcript is spliced from 2 exons. Lineage: Eukaryota; Fungi; Ascomycota; Pichiomycetes; Serinales. The record is from RefSeq and is a predicted model, not a curated record. The coding region runs from base 71 to 835 and encodes 254 amino acids.